Messenger RNA from Linum trigynum, 1658 nucleotides. The record is from the annotation of a GenBank genome assembly. Lineage: Eukaryota; Viridiplantae; Streptophyta; Magnoliopsida; Malpighiales; Linaceae.
CUUGAUGAGCAAGGCCGAUGCCAAGCCUAGGCUCAUACGAUGGAUCUUACUAUUGCAGGAGUUCGACAUCGAGAUUCGGGACAAGAAGGGAGCGGAGAAUGUUGCCUCCGAUCACCUCUCCUGGUUGUACGCACCUCCUGCGGACAACCUCGAGGAGGAGAUCAACGACUCCUUCCCGAAUGAGAGACUGAUGAUGAUGUACUUGGUGGAGAGUGUCACCCCUUGGUACUCCGAUUUUGCAAACUAUCUGGUGGGCCAGCAGCUGCCCAAGGGGAUGACAACCCAUGCCAAGAGAAAAAUUUUCUCCGACCUGAAGCACUACUUCUGGGAUGACCCUCAUCUCUUCAGGAUCGGAGCCGACGGGAUAAUCCGUCGCUGUGUUAUGGAGAGUAAGAUGGAGGGCAUUCUAUCUCACUGUCAUGAAGGACCUACUGGAGGUCACCACGGAGGAAACCGCACAGCGAGGAAGGUGCUACAGUCAGGCUUCUACUGGCCCAUGCUCUUCAAGGACGCAGACACCUUCGUACACAGGUGCGACCGAUGCCAGAGGUCAGGUAACAUCUCUACCCUUGAUGAGAUGCCCAUAAUGUGUUUAUAACUUGUAAAAUUUUUUAUGUCUGGGGUAUGGACUUCAUGGGCCCCUUCCCUCCAUAUUUUGGUAAUACCUAUAUCCUUGUUGCUGUUGACUACGUCUCUAGGUGGGCUGAGGCGCAAGCUUUGCCCACUAAUGAUGCUAGACGUGUUUGUGGUUUUCUGAAGCAGCUAUUCUCCCGGUUCGGGACACCUAGAGCCAUCAUAAGCGAUCGAGGCACCCAUUUCCAGGGCCAGUUCGAUAAGUUACUGUCUCUCUAUGGUGUAACUCAUAAGGUGUCCGUGGCCUACCAACCUCAAACAAGUGGUCAGGCCGAGCUGACGAACCGGGAGCUCAAGCGUAUCCUGGAGAAGAUUGUGGAUCAAUCCCGCAAGGAUUGGUCCACCAAGCUCGAUGAUGCUCUAUGGGCAUACCGCACUGCCUACAAGACGCCCAUUGGUACUUCACCGUACCAGCUUGUCUAUGGAAAGGCAUGCCAUUUGCCCGUGGAGCUAGAGCACAAGGCCUUUUGGGCCCUUAAGCUGCUCAACUUGGAUGUUAGUGUUGCAGGUGUUGAGCGCAAAAUGCAGAUGCUGGAGCUAGAGGAGUGGCGUUAUCACGCCUAUGAGAACACCAAGUUGUACAAGGAGCACACUAAGCGCCUACACGAUGCAUGGUUGCGGGGUCCGAAAGAGUUCCAGGUUGGUGAUCGAGUUCUCUUUUAUAACUCUUGCCUGAAGCUCUUUCCCGGAAAAAUCCGUUCCCGGUGGUCUGGGCCGUACACGGUCACACAGGUGUUCCCUUAUGGCACGAUUGAGAUUGCCAACCCGCAGACUAAACCAUUUAAAGUGAAUGGCCAUCGUCUCAAGCUCUACUUGAGAGGCGAGGCCGAACGUGCGGAGUUGCCAGUGGACUUCGCGGACCCUUAGUUCCGCCAUGGGCAUACAGCUAAAAGACGGUAAAGAAGCGCUUGUGGGGAGGCAACCCCACCACGGUUUGCAUUUCUACCCUUUGUCUUUUUCAUUUUUGUCUGUUUUUUAGUCUUUGAGUGGGAGCACGCCCGCGGCAGUAAAAACACGGGCGCGGA